CUUCUUCUUCUUCUUCUCUCGGUAACCGAUGGCAAGACACUAGACCCAACCACCACCGGCCACCAUUUUUGACGCGCGGUAGCUCAUCAGUUUCGCCUUGCUCCGGCGACCUCAACUGCCAAGCGGCAUCGCCCAACUCGCCGUCAAUCGUUCGGAAUCACCAGUCAAAGUUUUGGUCCGUCAACUUUGACUGUGUUUUUCGGCCAACUCCGACCACCUCUUGAUGAGUGGUUGAUACCCUUGGAACCAGCGUGGAGAGAGGAACAAAACCCACUAAUUCAUUCCGGCCAACUCGCUGUUUUUCUCCGGCAAGAUUUUGGGUAUCUCCGCCCUUUGGAAGCGUUUUCCAGCGACACCGAAGGUCAUUUGGGCGAAGCAGCUGUACUUUCGUGAUGUACUCAUCGAGAGGAUCGUUUUGAUAUAUGCCAUCCAUAUAUUCGUCGACGUUUCCGGUACCGCCACCAACCGCUAUAGUGCACCGCUUGGGAAAAACGUGAUAUUAAAAUCGGAUUAAAUCAUUCUAAGAUCAUCGAUAAGCUUAGGAGCGUUGCUUUGGGCUCGGAUUAAAUUCUAAGGAAGUAUUUAAAGAGGGUUCCGGUUCGUCCUUUAAAGCUGGAAGACGCAAAUGCCAUGAUUAUGCCUCCCACAAAUUUAUACACGCCUGAGGCACCUCAUACCGCAACCAUUCUUUCAGUUAGGCAAAUUUCUCAUCAGAUUUACGAAAUCGUAUUUGAUCAUCGUGGCUUUAUGAUGUACUUGGAGGGACAAGCCUUCGGUGUUAUGGUCCCGCCGAACCCUAAUAAUCCGUUCGAACCAGAGCGUGUUAGCAGGCGUAGGAUUAUCUUUGCUGCUUCGUCUAGGUAUGGAGAAUAUUUUAAUGGCAGAUCAGCUACCAUAUGUGUGUCUAAUGAGGAUGACGAUGAGACCAUCAAAUAUUUAUGCGACGCAAAGUCUGGAUAUCAUCUCCAACUCGUAGGCCCCACCUUGACGGAAACCCUCUUGGGAGAUUCUAGUCCAGCUGCUGCCACUCACAUAUUUGUGGCUAAAUCUGGGGCUGCUAUUGCUCCCUUCAGAGCCCACCUCCAUCGUUUUUUCAAAGAAGAUAUUCCUACGUUUAAAUUUUCUGGCGAUGCAUGGUUGUUCUAUGGGGCAAGGAACAAUCUCCACUGUCGAUUAUACGAUGAUGAAUUCAUGCAAUACGAGGAGGACAACCCACAAAACUUCCACUAUAACUUUUUCAUCGACAUUUUGGAUCGAGAUCUUGGUAAAAUGGUAUUUGAUAUGUUGGUUGAUAACGAAGCUUACAUAUACCUGGUUGGAUCUCAGGAGAUGGUGGAUCAGGUUGAAGUCGUCUUCAGGGGAUUUGCCGGUUCUACAAAUGGUCAGAAUAAUUGGACAGAAAUAAAAGAUGAACUGGUAAGCAAGAACCAGUGGCGCGUAGAAAUCUAUGAUUAAUUCACACUUAAUUAAUUAUUAUGAUCACGGAAAUAAAUAAAUAAACUGUCUUAAUUAUAUAUGUGUACCUUUUCUCUGAAUCAUUACACUAUCAUGAGAUUAUGGGAAAUAAAGAUAUUUGGAUACGUUGUGUUACAAUUAAGCUUUAGUGUACGUUACGUACCUAUUUACGUGUGUUUGUUAAAGU
This is a messenger RNA of Humulus lupulus (European hop), 1642 nucleotides long. Its product is annotated as ferredoxin--NADP reductase, root isozyme, chloroplastic-like. Bases 631 to 1455 code for a protein of 274 amino acids. The record is from RefSeq and is a predicted model, not a curated record. Lineage: Eukaryota; Viridiplantae; Streptophyta; Magnoliopsida; Rosales; Cannabaceae. Gene Ontology annotation, molecular function: oxidoreductase activity. The transcript has 4 exons.